UUAUCCAAGUGGUAAUCCGGCAGUUAUUAUAUCGUCUACGGAGAAAGGAAAAUAUUCCUAUAUUCUUCAGGAGGUAUGUCAUUAAUGAUGCACACUCUUCCCUUCCCUCCGCAAGGCAGAGCAAGGCGGUGAUAUCUGAGGAUUGCAAGGGGCAAUUGGUGCAAGACUGAAGGUUAUAUUUCUGCCAAGUAUUGCCUACGUCCGCCGUCUACAUACGUAAAAAUAUGGUAUCUUAUCAACAAGAUGUGUUCAUGCACAACAGGCUUGUAGCAAGCUUGUCUCACAACUUAACAAAUUGUUGAAUUGCAGGGGCCAGUUGUAUAAAACUCUUAAUCACUUUUUUAAUCACUAUUUUGUAGUUAAAUAGUGAUUAACUCUCAAAUAGGUGCUUCUUAUUGGAUGACGUUCGCACUUAACCAUAGUUAACUUUAAUCACUUUUUUAUACAACCGGCCCCAGGACGAUAACAAUUAACUUGUUGGAACAAUUGUAACCAGUAAACUGGAAUGAUAAAUCAGGGGGCACUAUAGACUUGCUCCAAGUCUCUCUUUCCAGAGUCUCUUUCAUUGUUAUAUCGAUCCACUAUAGUGUACAUUACAUGACGUAGCACGGAGAGGGGGAGCGAGAAAGAGAGACUUGUCAACUUCGGAAAAUCUCGGUUCAAAACUGAACCGAAAAUGCAAGACUUGCUUUAAUUCUUUCCUUCAAUUUCUUUCUGUAUUAUUUAAUAUAAUGGAACUCAUGUUAUUUAACUGUGCUAGAUCAAUACAUAUAAACACUGACAGAAAACAAUUAAAGCAAGUCUUGCAUUUUCGGUUCAGUUUUGAACCGAGAUUUUCCGAAGUUGACAAGUCUCUCUUUCUCGCUCUGCCCCUCCGUACUACGUCAUGUAAUGUACACUAUAGUGGAUCGAUACUAUAUGAAAGAGACUUGGAGCAAGUCUAUAGGGGCAUUAAAGCCGUGCUUUGUAGGUGGUGCCUCGUGAAGGCAACUGAAGUAACGAGAUGAUCAAUUAUAUUUGUCUUUUGAACUGACAUUUGAAUCUUCGAUAAUAUUGAAUUAAAUAGAGAUUAAAAGCUGAAACGUUGCUGGAGGGAAAUGUACCAUAAAUUAUUACUUUAUAAAUUAUACAGCAAAGGCCUAGCUUGUCUCAACUUGUGUAUAUUUUUUCAUUAGGAUACAUAUGAACACAGUCGUGAAAAUACUGGUGUAUUAGGGGUUUUUGAUCCGACUGGACAUGGUUCUUGUUACUAUCAACAAACUGGAAAGUUAAGGUAUUUAAGCAAACACGGUCCAGAACAUGUUACAGCAAGUCAGCCAAGUCAGGGAUAUAUAUUUCAUUUCCGAAUAAUAUUUCAUUUCUGUUCAUUCCAAUUUUUUAGAGCCCUUUGCAGGAGAAGUCCUUACGUCACGUCACUGUCAGACAAUGGGUAUCUGACCCACAUUGCAUUGCGUAUACCUAAUAUUUUGAUGGAUUGAAAAUUGCGUGACGUAAGCACUUCUAAGGGUUAUUCUAUGGAUUUACAAAGUAAUGAAAAGACAAUUGCUCUCGUUCUGCUCUCUGGAUUGUACUCUUGUUAAAUCCUCCAAAAUUGAAAAGAGCACUUCGGGGACAAUUUUAAGCCGCCGUUUUAUACGCGCCAAUAAUGAAUAAAAAUCAACCUCGCAUCCACAGGGGCUCAAUGCUGUCAGUAACAAGUGUAAAAUAAUCAAAAUAAUAAACUUACUUUAAAAGAUCUGCAUAAAUUAUUCGCAAGAAUGUCAAUGGAGAAAGAGCAAAAAAAAUUAUCUACAUGAAGUACAAAAGAAUCCUCAACAGGUAAGUAAUGCGGGCGCGUAUGGGGUAAUAACAUAAUUCAUGAUAUCUAUUAUUAAAGAUACUAUUACCUCAUACGCACGCGCAUUACUUUAAUACCUGGUGAGGAUUCUAAAGUACUUCAUAUAGAUAUUUUAUUUUUGCUCUUUCUCUAUUGACAUUCUUGCGAAGAAUUUACGCAAAUCUUUCAAAGUUUAUUAUUUUGAUUAUUUCACACUUGUUACUAACAGUAAUUGAGCCCCCUGUGUCGCAUCUGGCUUUUUAACUAUUACGCUCUCAUGCACCCGAACCCGUAGCGUGUUGGGUUUUUUUGAGGGCAGGGGGAGGCUGAGUUAAGGACCUGGCUCACGACGUUGCUCACAAAUCCGUUUAACUGCAUUGGCACUUUCACAAAAUUGGUAAUAUACGAAAUUUUAGGAUGGUUCUGACUCCAUUUGGAGGGACAUUCUUUGAUAUAAAAGGUGAAAAGAAAAAGAAGUGGUUCUGGUAUAAUAUAACUGGUAGUUAUGUUCAUGCACCGCCAUUUCAACCAAUCACGUUUGCCUGGACAAAAGAGUUAUCAUUACGAUGUAUGGGACAGGUACAGAAUGCGUAGAUAUAUGCUUGGUAGUUAUACAAAUUUUAAAACGUGGUUGUCCUUUGGGCAUUCAAUAUAAAAACGUUGGUUUUCCAAUGUUAAUUUUGAUAUGGGCGUCAUAUACCGUCAUCCUCCAUUAAGCCCCCGUCUCAAAUAAGCCACCCUCUCUAUUAAGCUCCCCCACCCUAAGAUUGGAUUUAUUGAGCCCGUUGACAUCGCAUAGCUAUAUAUACAUGUUCAGCAAAGCAUCUUUAUUUUAUAGGAUUAUAUUAUCAUAACAUAUAACCACGGUCGUCACACCAUUCGUUUUAAUGUUGGAGCUAGAUUAAAGGUAGGUCGAUGAGAGUCAAGGUCAUCUGGAUUAGUUUGGACAUCUCACUCUAUUGAACUAAUCGGUUGAAGGAUUUUGAAGAUAAAAAUUUCGAGUCUGUUGCUCCUGGUUAGAUCUUAGUCUCCUUCGCAGCCGCUCUUUUUAGAUCGAAGUACUAUUUAAAACACGAGCAGGAGUGCUUUAUCGGAUAUAAAACAACGAAAGCGCAGCUCGAGUAUUUUAUAUCUGAUAAAGAACGGACUGCGAAUGUUUUAAAUGGCUUAAAAACGACCCAUCUGAUGAGUUCAUUGGCGAAUUAAUUUCAAAACUAAACGUUGUCUAAGCCGAGAAAACAUGAUUUUUUAUAACAUAUAAGACCACUGACACGGCAGUGAUUUCUUUUAUAUUUUCCUCAUGAAUUAUUGACUUUUUAAAAUGAUUGUAUGAAAUUUACUUUUGAAAUUCCAUCUAUAAAACCCUUUGAAGAGAGUUUCAUAUACUGACAGCACAGGCAGGAGCGAAAAUCCAUUCCAGAAAAAUGGAGGAAGAGUCGGCCAACAGACGUAAUUUGUCACAGAUUUAUAUUACGAAUGUCCAAACAAUGCAUGACGUUAAUUAAACGUUUAAUUAUAUAUUUGCUCAGUUGUCCUUCUUAUGUUGAAUUACAGCCAGUGGUAAAGAAAGUGAAAUUGCCAACAGAUGAAGAAUAUUACGAAAUUCAACUGAAGGAGAUACGGAAGUUUGUCAAGUAAGGAAAUGUGUUUGUAAUUCUCUUUAGUUACAGUAGAUUUCAACUCACUUUUGCCUAAAAUAUUCCCAAUUCGUUCCUAACUUCAUGAAGUUCACAAGAAGUUCGCAAGCAUGCAGGUUUGUAAAUAAAGCCUCUGAUUGGUCCUUGAAGUAAAUCAAAAGCUUUGUUUCUAAACUGGUUUGUGAAUUUCGUUACGAAAUUUUGAACUUCGCACCAAACGUGGAAAGUGCAGAACAUUUUAGGCAAAAGUAAGUUGAAAUAGUCUCCUAUAGGCUAUACGCAACCUUUUUUAGGGUCGGCAAAUACCCUCCCUUUUUGCCGUGAGGAGGUUUUGCCGACCCUAGAAACAGCUGCGCAGGAGACUAACGUUCAAAUCGACUGUAUAAGUAUAGGUAAUCAUGCGAUGGCGAGUACAAUUAGGGAUUAAUAGUACGAGUGAUGUUUGGAUAUUAGCAUGACAAAAUUGGAUACUUCGUUAUGUCAACAUCAUAUUCUCUCGCCAAAGCUGCCAGACUUUCAACCAAAAUUUGGUGCUUUUGUUCGUAUUUUCAUUUAGUUCUUUUGUUAAAGCAAAAUUUGGUGCUUUUGUUCGUAUUUUCAUCUAGUUCCUCUAUGGCAAUUUCAUUUCACAUUUGUGUUUAAAAUACCUUUCUGCCAUUUUGUUUGUUUUGGGAAAAUCAUUAAUUGUACUGCAGUACAAUUAAUGAAAUAAUUGUGCUCCUCUCAACCAAUCAGCAUCCAGUAAUUUUAUCAUGCUAAUAAUAAAAACUGUAAUACAGUUAAUUAAAAGGAGAGUCUAUAAAUAUUAUUCCCUAGAAUGUUCAGCGUUAUUGUCCCUCGAAACAGUGAGAUAAUAUAGGGAUUGAAUGAAUGAAUGAAUGAAUGAAUGAAUGAAUGAAUGAAUGAAUGUGAAAUCUAAUGAUUCCUUUCCAAGAAAUUUGAAAAUAAUGAAAUACAAAAUAAUGAUUCCUAAAUUGUUUCAGUAUUAAUGCGUGUAUAUUUGUUACAAUUUAUUUACUGAUUGUUGAUUUACUUCAUUUGAGUUUGGUGAUUGAAAGAGUUCAGACAACACUGAGAUUUCCACAUUCACAUCGGAUCAACAAACUUCCAAUGCCUGAAAGAAGCAGUAAACCACCAUCGCGUAUCCAGAGUAGAGUAAUAGAUACUGCUGCAGAUGACAAGCCAACUGUCGUAGUCAAUUGAACUGUACAUAGUGGUAGAUUGUACAUAAUACAAAUUUGCUAUAUGUAGUGUAUAUGUUUGUAAAUACUCGAAUGUUUGGGACUGAUAUUGUUUAUAAAACAUCGCAC
Messenger RNA from Paramuricea clavata, 4763 nucleotides. The record is from the annotation of a GenBank genome assembly. NCBI's taxonomy places the organism in Eukaryota, Metazoa, Cnidaria, Anthozoa, Malacalcyonacea, Plexauridae.